GAUAACACGAGUGAGUGAGUGAAGGUUCGAAACCUGUUUCAAGCUGAAGCUUAGAGACUUGAGUGGUAGCCAUGGCUGCAGCUACCGUGAAGCCGCUACUAUCACCGUCACUGCUACUGCUGUUGCCGUCGCUCCUUUCGAUCGCUCUUGCUUACAGACCCGGCGACAUCGUCCCCAUGAGCCGCAUGGGUCAAUACCACUCCUCGCGAACCCAGUGGCAGGACCUCAUUGGCCGCCAUUGCCCCAUCUUCGCAGUGAAUCGCGAGGUGUUGAUGCCCAUACCCAAGCCUACGGGUUUCACUGGGGCUGAUCCUUAUAAAAUAUCAUUUCAAGUUGGAAGGGAGAAAUUUUUAAUCCCAUGGCUUCUUGUGGUGAACCGGAAAAGUACAGAGGUUCCAAUGCUUGAAGUAGAUCUGAGGUAUUCAGGAAGUGAUUUGCAUGGUGUCACAGCAAAAGUUGUGGAUAUGCCUCAUCACUAUGUUGAGAUUCAACCUGAGAUUCGUAAACAAUUCUGGGAUGCUCAGCAUUGGCCAAAGCAUAUAAUUGUCCGAUAUACAUGGAAGGAGCAAUCGGAGAUAGAUGUAACUUCAGGAUUUUUGGUUCUGUUUGGUUCAGGACUCAUGUUGUCCUUCAUCCUUUCAAUUUACGUAUUGCAAUCAUCACGUGACAAAUUGGAAAGGUACUUCAUUCUUGGUUCAACUUGUAUAAACAUUCCUUUCUUGUUUUGUUUAUUCACUCCAGUAAUUUUCGUACUCUUUGAAUUCCCAGAUUUGUAAGGGAAACGGUUGUAGAAAGCAGCUUGCCUGGUGAAGUGGUAGCAAAGGUUGAAUGAUGCAUCCCUAAUGCCAAUGAUGCAAUAUGCACAUUGUAUUGUUGUAUUUGUGAAUCAACAAGAUUAGUUUUGGAGGAGGGAUAGAGGGGGUGUUGUUCUUGCAUAUACACAGCUAUGAACCUGUUUCUUUUUUGAUGAAGUUGAGUGGGAGUUGAAGAGAUUGGAGGGGUAUUAACUCAUAGGGAAGGCUGGAUUUGUAACUAGACAAUUACCUUGAAGCUUAAAAGUGCUAUAUAAGAAUAAAUCAAAAUGUAGCGUAUUAGUUUUAAUUGAU
This is a messenger RNA of Abrus precatorius (Indian licorice), 1106 nucleotides long. RefSeq lists its product as uncharacterized. The record is from RefSeq and is a predicted model, not a curated record. Lineage: Eukaryota; Viridiplantae; Streptophyta; Magnoliopsida; Fabales; Fabaceae. Bases 72 to 776 code for a protein of 234 amino acids. The transcript is spliced from 8 exons.